AUGAAUCAUCUUUAUGAAGAUCAAGAGUGUGUGACCACAAUAGAGAACACUAUUGAAUCCAGUCAUUAUUCUUAAAAAUUUUAAACAAAUAUGUCAGAAGAUUAAAAAGAAAAUAGUGAAAUUAAAGAUAAGUUAUUUUUAGAUUAAAAAAAGUAAAUAGAUUUUAUAUCUCUAACUAAUGCACAUAAUUUUGUUAAAGAGAAUAGCUCUCUUUCAUCUGAAUAAUAAAAAAAUUAAAUAUAAUAAGAAGAAGAUAUUUAGUUUAUAGAUAGACUAUAUACUUCUAACUUGAAUUAAAUUGAGUUAAUUUAAAAAUGUAAUAACUAUGAUAAUGGUGUUUAAAAUUUAAAUGUCUAAACACAUUAUCCUCCUUCUUUGUUUGCUUCCCCUUAUUUUUAAGGAUAAACAGAUAAUUAAAUUUAAUCCGUUCCAUUAUAAUAGUCUUCUACAAAUGCUUAAAUUGCAGAAAAAGAAAAUGUUAUUAGCAGCUUUUCAUAGAGCUAUUGUAUGUUCAAAUAAAAUGCUGUUGAUGAAGAAAAAAACAAUUAACCAGAAAGCACGAUUUUUAAUAUGAUUAAAAAAAAUACUCAAAAUAUAGUUGAAUCAGAUCCAAAAAAGUUAAAAAUGAAUGGUUUUCCUAUUGUAUAAAAAAAAUCUACUGACAAUUAAGAUUCGAUAAAUAUAUCAUCAAAUAUAAAAAAGUUAGAAUAAUAAAAAGAUAUUAGUAAAUUAGAUCUUAUAAUGCACACAAGUUAAAUUAAUAUCAGCAAAGUUAAUAUGGAUAAAACUAUCUAUUAAGAAAUUAGUUUUAAUACUUAGCAAGAUGAGUUUUUUAAUAAAGAAUUAAAGUUUAAUUAAACAUAGAGAGUAUUAAUAGAGUAAAACAUAAGUGACAGUUCUCCUUAAAAUAAAAAAACAAAGAAAUAAAAUGAUGAAAUUUUAUUCAACUAAUAAAGUGAACAUAAAUUAGAAAAUAAAAUUUAAGAUUUAAAUGAAUAAAAUAUUAAUAAAUAUUUUAAGAAUGAAAACCAA
Tetrahymena thermophila SB210 is the source of this 1032-nucleotide messenger RNA. RefSeq lists its product as hypothetical. The transcript is spliced from 2 exons. The annotation marks the transcript as partial. NCBI's taxonomy places the organism in Eukaryota, Ciliophora, Oligohymenophorea, Hymenostomatida, Tetrahymenidae. The record is from RefSeq and is a predicted model, not a curated record.